AGGCAUUUCCAGAACGUUAGAAGGGGGCAAGAACUGCCCGAAGGUUGAAGAAGCUAUUGGCAGCAGCAAAUGGAGGCAAAGAUCAGCAAUAAAUCAUUAUUAUUCAGACUCUGUUCUCUUCUCAUGGCAUCCCUAUUUGCCGUCUCUGCUUCCUCUCAACUCAAUGAUCCUGAUUGGUACUUCUGGUUUCCCCUGUACGCAUGUGGUUGCAUCGUGAAUUUGGUCAACGGACUGUCCAAAUUCCCCAAGAUGAGAUUGAGAAUAGUGGCUAAAUUCUCACUUUCGCUUGGGAUUUUCUUAUUCAUCAAACCGUCCAUCGAAGAUCUGGGAAAUGGAACGGGUGCUGGACUCUGGUCUUUGGACAUGCGGGAAAGAGUUGUCCGGGAAAAGCUUGGCAGCGGGCUAGUCGUCGCCUCCAUGUUUCUGAACUUGCAACUACCGUCUUCGAGACAUCUACCAAAAGGCCAAGAAACAAAAGUUGCAAAACUUACUGAACACGGAAUGCUCAUACUGGUUGGGAUUGGUUAUGGUCUGUCCCUUCUGUGCCAUCAGAAGGAGAUGAAGUUCUAAUCGAUGGAACCAUCAGCUCAGAUCCCCCCGUAAUUAACCAAUCCAAUAUUUUGUAGGGUAUUUUUACACACUGUAAAUAACAUGAUAACUUUUUUAUGCUUUGCAACACCACCAAGUGAUGGUAUGAACUGAAGAAUCACUCACUGUUUUCUUCACUCGCUGCAAGCAACGUUCCUUCAAAUGUAGACUUUCUCGACUUUCGCAUAUAGCGUGAAAUAGAUAAUAGACACGAGUAGAAUGGUAGCAGCAGUCAUCAAAUACAGUUGAUUCGAAAAUUGCCAGUCUGAUGUUUUAUGGCAAAAAAGCUUUCCAACUUUCUGUGCAGGCUGAGCAAGAGGAAAAGGGCCAGAAUAAGUGCUCGAAAUUGUCUGCUUUAAAUUAUCAGGGUAGAUAAAAUUUGCUAUACCAGGA
Coffea eugenioides is the source of this 981-nucleotide messenger RNA. RefSeq lists its product as uncharacterized. The transcript has 3 exons. The record is from RefSeq and is a predicted model, not a curated record. Bases 70 to 570 code for a protein of 166 amino acids. Lineage: Eukaryota; Viridiplantae; Streptophyta; Magnoliopsida; Gentianales; Rubiaceae.